AUGCAUGUGCGACGUGUGACGUGGCUCUGCGUCACCCUCGCGUUUGUGUCCAGCUCCAGCGCUGUAUACGGCGCCAAGGACCCGCAACCGAAGCCUUCAGAAGCGACGUCGCCUGCCAAUGCACGUGACCAGGACCCGGUUAUCCAAGAGGUGCGGGGACUUCGGAAUGCCGGGAUGAAGCUCAACGAUGUCAAGGACUUUCGAGGAGCUACUGGGAAACUACGGGAAGCCAUCACGCUGCUGCACUACCGGGUGUUCGGAGAAGGUCGUCACGACGUGACGGAUCCGCAGGAUAUCUCCCAAGACGCGGCUCUGUACUCGCAGCUUUUGAACGACUACGGGUCGGUGUUGAUUCGAGGGGAGGAGUACGAUGAAGCCAUUGAAGUGCUGGAAGAUUCUGUGGCCAUGGUGCAGAAGAUCUAUGGAGACAGUCACCCUUCGCUUGGGUUGUCCCUGCGCAGUCUCGCAGACGCUUAUAUGGCCAAGAAGCAGUACCAGAAGGCUAUUGGCAAGUACAAGACGCUUCGUAAACAUGUCAAGCGAGGACUGGGGGUGACGCAUGAAGCGUACAUUGAAGCGUCGUUGAGGAUCGCAGAAGGGUACAAGAAGCUGGGCAAGAAGGAGAAGAACUUGAAGGUGCUUCGAGAGGCUGUGGAAGCUCAGGGUGGACAGAUCAAUGGACUGACGAGGGGCAUUGCCGAGCUCUACAUGGAACUGUCGACGGCACAUGUGGCAAUGAAUGAGAUUGAUGAAGCGCAGAGAGCUGCGGAAAUGGCGAGUGCGGUCUUUUUAGAGCGCGACGGCGAAGACACGCUGUCGUAUGCGUUCAGUUUGAACGCACUGGCUGGUGUCAAGAUGCGACAGCAGAAGGUGGACGAGGCAAUCGAGUUGCUGGAGCACGCACACAAGAUCGCGGUUGACCUGUACGGUGAACAUGACGCCAUCACGAAAGGUAGUGCUACGACGCUGAUGGAGGUGAAAAAGCACAAGUUGGAUUUGCAGGCGGAGAAGAACGAGCUAUAG
Messenger RNA from Peronospora matthiolae, 1023 nucleotides. The record is from the annotation of a GenBank genome assembly. Lineage: Eukaryota; Oomycota; Peronosporomycetes; Peronosporales; Peronosporaceae.